Messenger RNA from Dunckerocampus dactyliophorus (ringed pipefish), 1966 nucleotides. RefSeq names its product NOP56 ribonucleoprotein homolog (gene nop56). The transcript is spliced from 12 exons. The record is from RefSeq and is a predicted model, not a curated record. The coding region runs from base 102 to 1763 and encodes 553 amino acids. Gene Ontology annotation, cellular component: small-subunit processome; box C/D methylation guide snoRNP complex. Gene Ontology annotation, molecular function: snoRNA binding. Lineage: Eukaryota; Metazoa; Chordata; Actinopteri; Syngnathiformes; Syngnathidae.
AUUUUGGCUCGUAGCAUUGCGUUGAAGGGGACUUGCGCCGUCUUUUUUAUUGAGAAGAAGCACGGGAGCACACGCAGGUUGUGUGCUGGUGCAGAGAGAUCAUGGUGCUUUUGCAUGUGUUGUACGAGCACGCGUCUGGAUAUGCCUUGUUUGCUGUUAAGGAGGUGGAGGAGAUCGGCAUGCUACUGCCUCAGGUUGAGAGUAGUGUGCUGAGCCUUGGCAAGUUCAACAGUUUAGUGAGCCUGGCUGCCUUUUUCCCCUUCAAGUCAGCCCAGGGUGCCCUGGAGAACAUAAAUGCCAUUUCUGAAGGUGUAGUUCAUGCAGACCUGAAGUUGUUCCUUGAGACGAACCUUCCUCACUCUGGCAAGAAGAAAGCUGUGCUGGGUGUGGGAGAUGCCAAAAUUGGAGCUGCCUUACAAGAAGAAUUUGGCUUUUCCAUCCAGACCAGCGGUGUUGUGGCAGAAAUAAUAAGGGGAAUACGCCUGCACUUCCACCUGCUGGUGAAGGGGUUGACUUCUGAGGCGGCCUCCAAGGCCCAACUGGGUCUAGGUCACAGCUACUCCAGAGCAAAGGUCAAAUUCAAUGUCAACAGGGCGGACAACAUGAUUAUCCAGUCUAUUGCUCUGCUGGAUCAGCUUGACAAGGACAUCAACACUUUCUCCAUGCGUGUCCGCGAAUGGUACGGUUACCAUUUCCCCGAGCUGGUCAAAAUCGUGCCCGACAACUCGAUGUACUGCCGCCUGGCUCAGCUUAUUGGUAACAGGAAGGAGCUGACGGAUGAGAGUGUAGAGACUCUGGAGGAAGUGGUCAUGGAUAACGCCAAGGCCCAGGCCAUCCUAGAGGCAUCCCGUUCCUCCAUGGGAAUGGAUAUUUCCCCCAUCGACCUGAUCAAUAUUGAGAGGUUCUCCAAUCGUGUGGUGUCUCUGGCUGCCUAUCGGCUGGAGCUGCAGGAGUAUCUGCGCUCCAAGAUGGGCCAAGUGGCUCCAAACCUGGCUGCUUUGAUUGGAGAUGUGGUGGGUGCCCGUCUGAUCUCCCAUGCUGGCAGUCUGACCAACCUGGCAAAGUACCCCGCGUCCACCGUCCAAAUCCUGGGAGCCGAAAAGGCCCUGUUCAGAGCCCUAAAGACUCGCGGCAACACCCCCAAAUACGGCCUGAUCUUCCACUCAACCUUCAUCGGUCGCGCUGCCGCCAAGAACAAGGGCCGCAUUUCCAGAUACCUGGCCAACAAGUGUACCAUUGCCUCUCGCAUCGACUGCUUUUCUGAGUUGCCGUCCAGCGUUUUUGGUGACAAACUGCGUGAACAGGUGGAAGAGCGCCUGUCAUUCUACGAGACGGGCGAAGUACCACGCAAGAACGUUGAUGUCAUGAAAGAGGCUGUGAAGGAGGCUACUGAUGUUGCUGUUGAGAUGAAGCGCAAGCUGGACAAACAGGAGAAGAAACGCAAGAAGCGUGAAAAGAAGCUGCAAGAGCUCCAAGCAAAUGGCGAUGCUGAGGUCAACGGAGAUGCUGAGACGCCUGUAGCGAAAAAGAAACAGAAACAUGCGGCUGAGGAAACUCCUGCUGCAGAAAAUGGAGGUGACACUUCUGCCAAGAAGAAGCGAAAGGCUGAGGCGGAGGAGGCUGAUGAGGUAGAGGAGGCCGAUGCUCCUGCCAAAAAGAAAAAGAAGCGAAAGUCAGAAGCAGCUGAUGCGGAGCCAGCAGAGGUUACACCAGUAACUCCAGUGUCUGAGAAGAAGAAGAAAAAGAAGAAAAAUGCGGAGUGAAGAAUGAGUCAGAGACUGAAUUAUUUUUGUGUACAGUUUUUUUUUUUCUUUCACUCAGUUUGACUGAUUUUUAUGUUGUACCUGAAAGCAGGUGAGAAUAUACAGAGAUACUUUACCUGUGCCUUCAAUUUACCUGAAAUGUUCUUGUACUUAUGUAAAUAAAUUGUCACUAUUUAGUCAAGUAAAUGCUUUUUGUUCUCAUU